AACAUUAUUAGAGGGGGUGAGAUCAGUGACGAGCUCUAGAACCACCUGUUUCCUUAAUCAAAUUCAAUUAAAAGAAGAAGAGAGAUCUGAUCGAUCUGAUCUAAUCUAAUUCGAUCGCAAUGGCGUCUCGAUAUUGGGUGGUGUCGCUCCCCGUUCAGCAAAGCUCCUCCGCCACGUCUCUUUGGAGCCGCCUUCAGGAAUCCAUCUCCAAAAACUCCUUCGACACUCCCCUCUACAGAUUCAACAUCCCCAAUCUCCGUGUCGGUACAUUGGAUUUGCUCCUCGCGCUCAGUGACGACCUCGUCAAGUCGAACAACUUCAUUGAAGGGGUGUGUUCGAAGAUACGGCGCCAGAUCGAGGAGUUGGAGAGGGCUUCUGGUGUGGCCAGCAGUUCUCUCACUGUAGAUGGGGUUCCUGUUGACUCCUACCUCACUAGAUUUGUGUGGGAUGAGGCUAAGUAUCCUACAAUGUCACCUCUGAAGGAGACUGUAGAUGGAGUUCACUCCCAAGUUGCGAAGAUUGAGGAUGAUCUUAAGGUUCGGGUUGCUGAGUACAACAAUGUGCGUAGCCAGCUUAAUGCCAUAAACCGUAAGCAGACAGGAAGUUUAGCGGUCCGAGAUCUGUCCAAUUUGGUUAAGCCUGAAGAUGUGAUUACCUCGGAACACCUAACAACCCUCCUUGCUGUUGUUUCCAAGUUUUCACAGAAAGACUGGUUGGCUAGCUAUGAGACACUCACUUCCUAUGUGGUUCCCAGAUCCUCUAAGAAGCUGUAUGAGGACAAUGAGUAUGCUCUUUAUACUGUAACGUUAUUCACUCGUGAUGCUGACAAUUUUAGGAUUAAGGCACGUGAAAGAGGCUUCCAAAUUCGUGAUUUUGAGUAUAAUCCUGAAACACAUGAAAGUCGGAAACAGGAGCUGGAAAAACUGAUGCAGGACCAAGAAACAUUCCGAAGCUCUCUUUUGCAAUGGUGCUAUACCAGUUAUGGGGAGGUUUUCAGCUCCUGGAUGCACUUUUGUGCUGUACGUGUCUUUGCUGAAAGCAUUCUGAGAUAUGGCUUACCUCCAUCCUUCUUGUCUGUUGUCUUAUCACCAUCGGUGAAAAGUGAGAAGAAAGUGCGGUCAAUUCUGGAGUCACUCUGUGACAGUUCAAACAGCACCUACUGGAAAACUGAGGAUGAAGGAGCUGUUGGUGCUUUCGGAGGUGAUGCGGAGGUGCAUCCUUACGUCUCCUUUACAAUAAAUCUUGUUUGAGAAGGCAUUCCAUUAUUUAAUAUCUAUCCAUUUCACUUAUUAGUGAUUUGAUUUCUAUCAAUAAAGGACAGAUUAUGUGUUUGUAUAUGCUACUUUUAAUAAUAAUCCUUGUUCCAGUCUCUCCUUUUUUGGUGAUUCUAUUUUCACGAGGCCUGUAAACUGAACAGUUAAACCUUCCCUAUUGUUUCAAGUAGAUUUAUUUUUGUAUAUUUAUUGAGUUGUAAAAGAUUCGGAGUACUUAGUACUUUUUAAAGCUUGUUUCUAUGACGAUGAAAACAUUUUCCAUCCA
This is a messenger RNA of Ipomoea triloba (trilobed morning glory), 1539 nucleotides long. Its product is annotated as V-type proton ATPase subunit C-like. Gene Ontology annotation, cellular component: vacuolar proton-transporting V-type ATPase, V1 domain. The transcript is spliced from 11 exons. Gene Ontology annotation, biological process: proton transmembrane transport. Bases 120 to 1250 code for a protein of 376 amino acids. Gene Ontology annotation, molecular function: proton-transporting ATPase activity, rotational mechanism. NCBI's taxonomy places the organism in Eukaryota, Viridiplantae, Streptophyta, Magnoliopsida, Solanales, Convolvulaceae. The record is from RefSeq and is a predicted model, not a curated record.